Trichobilharzia szidati is the source of this 2052-nucleotide messenger RNA. The record is from the annotation of a GenBank genome assembly. Lineage: Eukaryota; Metazoa; Platyhelminthes; Trematoda; Strigeidida; Schistosomatidae.
CUGAACCUAAAACUGACUGAUUACGGUCGAGCGCGCCAUUCAGACUUCAAGGUCUCAACGUUAAGUUGUUAACACAUCAGUAAAACUCCUAGUUGUUGUUGUUGUUGUUGUGUAAUAUGUACCAAUCUGGCCUACUUAUUUUAUCGCCUCAUAUCCGUCCUCAUAAAUUGUCUUCCCUAUUAAAAUAUGCUAAGAAUAUGGUGAAUGAAAAGUUAUUUUUAACUGUACCACAAAGUCCUUUAAAUUUUACCUAUUGGAAAAGAACAGCUACACUGUGUUAUACAAUUGCUUAUCAGGUGUGUCCAUCGCUAAACAUUUGUCUUCUUCUUCCUGCUCCUCCACCUCAUCCUCCUCCGCCUCCCAAAACUACAUCCUUAAAGCCUUCAGUAAAAUUCGAUAUUGUGAUCUCACCAGAAUCUGAAUUCAGUCAUGCUUGGAUUUUGAAAGAAGUUCACAAUAUUGAUCCAUUAUAUAAUGACAAUAUUUUAUACGCUACUAAAGAUAAAUUCGAUUUAGACCCAACAGUAGUUGAUGAGAAGUCAAAUGAUCAUGAUGAUGAUGAUAAUAAUAAGUCAUUAGAUGACUCCUAUCAAGAUAUCUCUCAUGUAUGCCUUGGUGGCACUUUCGACCGGCUACAUAAUGGACAUAAAAUUUUACUUACUGUUGGCGCUUUACUAGCUAAACAACAACUACUUAUCGGGAUAACAUGUUCUAAAUUACUUUCUGGAAAAUGUCUUAGUCCUUUCAUAUAUUCUUGGGAAAAGCGUCAACUAGCUGUUCAAGCAUUCCUCAGUGAUAUUGGAGUACAGCUGGAGAAUGUGAAAAUUGUUGAAUUAUCUGAUGAAUUCGGUCCACCAGGAUAUUGUCCAGAGUUCGAUUGUAUAGUAGCCAGUUCUGAAUCUCUUCGUAAUUGUGAAAAGUUGAAUGAAUUACGACAAACUAAGGGGUUUAAACCAUUGAAAAUUGAAAUAAUCGAUUUUGUUUGCUCAGAAAGUACGCAUCCUGAUUCUAAUAUCUAUCCUUUCGAUCCGUCGGAUCAUAAGUUGAGUUCUUCAAAAGUUCGAUUCAGCCAACUCGGAGAUUUAUUGAAACCUGUCAAUGACAACAAUCAUCAGAUUACUUCUAGUCCUUCUAGUCCUUACAUAAUUGGAUUAACAGGACCGGCUGGAUCGGGAAAAUCAUCAUUAGCUAAACGACUUGCUAAAUUAAGUGAACAGAUUCAUAUCAUCGAUUGUGAUCGUCUUGGUCAUGAGGCAUAUGUUCCUGGUACGCCUUGUCAUCAAGCUCUUUUAUCGCAUUUUGGACGAGAGAAUAUUGCUUCUCAAGAACCACCUUAUCCAAUAGAUCGACGACUACUGGGGAAUUUAGUUUUUUCUGAUCCGUCUAAACUGAAAGAAUUGAAUUCAAUCGUUUGGCCUGAAAUACUUAAACAAAUUUUCACCAUCACAAAAGAAAUAGAAAAUAACGCUAUGAAACAUGGUCAACAUUGUAAACGUCCUGUUGUUAUUCUAGAUGCUGCAGUACUUUUACAAGCUGGUUGGGAUCAAAUCUGCAAUGAGGUAUGGUUAACUAUUCUACCUCAUUCAGAAGCUCAACGUCGAUUAUGCGAACGAAACAAUCUAACUCCUGAGGCUGCAUCAGAACGUCUUACACGACAAGCUACUGGGAUUGCUGAAAUAACAGGUGGUUAUACAUGGUUUGAAGCAGGUCAGUAUUGUUGUACAAAAAGUCCACUAGACUAUGCGCAUGUAAUUCUAAGCACACAAUGGGAACCAGAAUGUUCACAAUAUCAAGUUGAAAAGGCAUGGAAAAAGUUACAACAAAGACUGCCAGUAACUUCGACUACGCAAUAAGUCAUUUGUUACAAAAUUUCUAUUUUAAUAAUUGAACCAUCGUCAAAUGUUUGAGACCACUAAGCAUAAUUCUUUGAAUACGAUAAAAAACAACAACAACCAGUUCCUACUAGUUACUGAAAGGAAGGGGAUAUUUGAAAAGAAUGACUUUGUUAUCAAUUUAUUUGUAAUUUCAAUGAUUUCUAUUACUAUUCCAUAU